This is a messenger RNA of Thunnus maccoyii (southern bluefin tuna), 7697 nucleotides long. It is a transcript of the gene rilpl1, whose product is annotated as Rab interacting lysosomal protein-like 1. Gene Ontology annotation, molecular function: protein dimerization activity. Bases 425 to 1846 code for a protein of 473 amino acids. The transcript has 9 exons. The record is from RefSeq and is a predicted model, not a curated record. NCBI's taxonomy places the organism in Eukaryota, Metazoa, Chordata, Actinopteri, Scombriformes, Scombridae. Gene Ontology annotation, biological process: cilium assembly. Gene Ontology annotation, cellular component: ciliary basal body; cytoplasm.
UCUUAUUUUAAUAAUUAUUGCACGUCAUUCUCAGGUGAUCACCACCUGUAUGUCAUCACACACGCUGUCUGAACAUGUGACAGAUAAAACCUUUGAAUUAUGGGAUCAUUUCAACUGACUGCAGCACGUUGAUGAGAGCAGGUUUAUUGUGACGCGUAGCUGGAAGUGUGUGUGUGUUUGUGUUGUGGAGGAUUGACAGCUGACAGAGGGGGACACACACAGCUGAUAUUUACCCCCAAAUAAAUCACACUAAAGCCUGGACUCAGCCGGCAGGAAUGGAUCUGAGAUAGUUAGACAGUGUUAAGUUGAUUUAAGGAGUAUCUGUUUACAGGAUCUAAAGGUCGAGAGCCAGACCAGAGUAACUUUUGUUCUUCCAGGGGGAAGGAAGUUUGCUGUGGCGGAGGAAGCCAGGGCGGCUGCAGACAUGGAGGACUCCGGGUCGGCCCUGGAGAAAAAUGUGGCUGACCUCACGGUGAUGGACGUGUAUGACAUCGCCGCGGUGGUGGGCCAGGAGUUUGAGCGGAUCAUAGACCAGUACGGCUGCGAGGCUCUGUCCAGGCUCAUGCCCAAAGUGGUGCGAGUGUUGGAGAUCCUGGAGGUGAUGGUGAGCCGCAGCUGCAUCAGCCCGGAGACCGAGGAGCUGCGGCUGGAGCUGGACAAGCUGCGGCUGGAGAGGAUAGACCGGCUGGAGAAGGAGAAGAAGCACAGAAAGGAGCUGGAGCUGGUGGAGGAUGUAUGGAGAGGAGAAGCUCAGGACCUGCUCACCCAGAUCGCUCAGCUGCAGGAGGAGAACAAAUCUCUCCUCACCAACAUGUCCAUCAAAGACCCAAUGAGUGAGGAGGACCUGCAGAGGCACGAAGGUAUGACGGAGAGGGAGAGACAGGUGAUGAAGAAGCUUAAAGAAGUGGUGGACAAGCAGAGAGACGAGAUUCGAGCCAAGGACCGAGAGCUCACACUGAAAAACGAGGACAUAGAAGCACUCCAGCAGCAACAGUCUCGCCUCAUGAAGAUCAACCACGACCUGCGACAUAAAAUCUCCGUGGUGGAGGCUCAGGGGAAAGCACUGAUCGAACAGAAGGUGGAACUGGAGGCCGGCGCUCAGGCCCGAGGACAGGAAGUCAGUGCCCUUCGGCAGGAAGUUUCACGCUUAAGGGAACGUCUUCAGGGAGACCUGCCUGCCCAGAACAAUGAAGAACCCCCGCCUCAGCCCCCCUCACCUGCAGAGCGUGGUAAAGCUGCGACAGCGGUGGUGGGGGCUGAGGGCUGGUCAGACAGAGCUGACCCCCCUGAGCUGAUGUCGGGUGGGUUUGACCCUUCCCCGCGGCCCCUGCCUGGUUCCCUCAGCCCUGGGGGACAUGAGGAUGGGGAUGAGGAGGCUGAGGACGAGGCAGUGUUGCUUUGGGAGGCGAUGUGCGAUGAGGACAUGCCUGCUGUGUUCCAAUAUUUUACCAAGGAGGCGUUGUGCGAGGAGGAGACGGGAGGCCUGGACCCAAAGGACCCCAACCGACCCCGGUUCACCCUGCAGGAGCUGAGGGACGUCCUCCAUGAGAGGAAUGAGCUUAAGGCCAAAGUCUUCCUGCUGCAGGAGGAGCUGGCCUACUACAAAAGUGACGAGGCAGAAGAUGAGAUCGUGGCUCCGUCUCCGUCUCCCUCGCCUGAACUGAGGACUCGCGCCCGCCCUUCUGCUCAGCCGGAGUCAGGAAUCAAACGCCUGUUUAGCUUCUUCUCACGUGACAAGCAGCGGGGCUCGCAGAGGAGUGCACAGUUUGACGCCGGCCUCGGCUCGUGGGCAGGGAAAGACGACGUGUACACAGAACAAGCCCAGGAGGCGUUACAGCACAUGUAGUCAACGGAUAUAGGACUUGUCGAGGUUACGCAAACCCCAAAACUCUCUUAACACUCCAUGUCCAUCACUUGAGGCCAGCUUGUGAAGCAUCAACUGCAAACACCAAACCACCACUAGUGACUCACACUGCAACUGAAAAAAUCAUGCGCUUGAGGUGAGAAGACUGACAAGAGGGAAGAGUGAACGGAUCACCUUGAAUGAGGCUCCAGCUUAUCUAAAGAAAUUGGUAAAAACCUCCCCAAAAAAAAAGUUUAUUUAAACAUAUAAGACUCAUAUAGCUCAGUGUUGAUGGCACAUACAGAGUGUACAACUUUAAAAAUGCCAGAAAAUAUUUUGGUGCUUGAAUGUUUUUACAGAAUAAGAAAUGAUUCCUGUAACCUGCAGAAGAGAGAAGGUAAACUCAAGUUGUUGGAUGGAAAGUGGAAAGUUGGUGCUUGUAGAAUCCAGGUGGUUAAUGAUAUGUUGGUGAAUGACAAAAAAGUGAGACAGUGAGUGAAAAUUACUCGCUAUACUGCACAAAUGAAGGCGUGGGACACAAAAGUGUGUUGUAAAUUUUAUUAUCCAAAAACCACUAAAACUCCAGAUGUUAAUUGAAUUAUGUUGAUUUAAAAAUGAAGGUAAGUUUUAAAGGAUGAGGAUUUUAUAUUAUAAAUCCUGUAGAAAUAAAAGGCAAACUGGCAAAGAAAGCACUGUAGUCUUUUCACUUCAUAAAUAUGAAAAACACUUUUGUGCCCCAUUGAGUUGUUUCAACUUUCUGUCCAGUUUUAUGAGGGCAGCUUGUAGGUCCAUCACCAGCAUUUUGCAAAUUCAAACUAUGCAGCUCUACACAUCUAAAGAGAACAGGCCUUAUGUAUAACAUGUUGCAUAGAAUCACAAUUUAAAAGCUGUGUACAGAAGGAGAUAAAAACACUAACAAAUGCUCAUAUUUAUAUAUAAAAUACAGCACAUCCAGCAUGAAAGGCCCAUUUCUACCAAGAAAAGAAAUGUCAAGGAAUGUCAAGAUGAGACACUGAGUCAGAAUUUUUCAUAGUCAAUAAUGGUAAAUUAAAAAUAACAAUUAAUUUUGACUUAGUAUCUUAUAAUUUGAAUUUAGAACAUCAUAAUUUUGAUUUAGUAUCUUACAACUACAGUUAGUAAAUCAUUGUAAUUCAGACUUUUCUUAGAAUUUGGACUUGGUGUCUUAUAGUUUAGAUUAAGUAAGUCAUAAUUUUGAUUUAGUAUCUCAAAAUCUUGACUUAGUAUCUCAUAAUUUUGACUAUUUUAUAAGUAGGCUUUGUAAAUCAUAAUUUUGACUUAUCUUGUGUUAUCUUAGAAUUUGGAUCUUGUCAUUUUGACUUAUCAUAACUUUAAUUUAGAAUGUUAUAAUUUUGAUUUAGUAUCUUACAAUUGGGGUUAGUAAUUGUAAUUUGACAUAGUUUCUUAGAAUUUGGACUUGGUAUCUUGUCAUUUGACUUAGUGUCUUAUAGUUUAGAUUUCGUAAGUCGUAAUUAUGAUUUAGCAUCUCAAAAUCUUGACUUAGUAUCAUAAUUUUGACUUACUCUCUUAUAAUUGGACUUUGUAAAUCAUUGUAAUUUUGACUUUGUAUCUUAGAAUUUGGAUCUUGUCAUUUUGACUUAGUAAUUUAUAAUUUUGAUGUAGAACAUCAUACUUUGUAAGUCAUCAUAGUUAUGACUUAGUAUCUAGUAAUUAUUGCUUAGUAUCUAAUACAUUUGACUCAGUAUCUCAUAAUUUUGACUUAGAAAGUCACCAUAAGUCUGACUUACCAUAAUUAUGACUUAAUAAGUAAUCAUUAUUUUGACUUACUAACUCAUAAAUUUGACCAUGGGUAUAUGUGUUUUUCAUGCAUAACAUUUAAUCAUUUCUUUAUUUUCCUGGCAGAAAUGGGCUUCCAAAUGCAAGUUUAUGCUUCUUUCAGCAAUAGAUACAAUAUAUGAAUUCUACUAACGCCCACCAUCUAAAGUCACAAAAAAAGCCUCCCAUAAAAUCUGCUUUUAAUUCAAACUGUGCCAAAGCUGUCUCUGCACAUUUUACAUAUGUACAAACCUACAGUUUAACAACAUCAGUAUCACCAGCUGAACCAAAACAGGUUAAAUUUAUCUUCCUCUAUGGUUAUUAAGCAAACAGAUGCAGCAUAUGGAGAAAUAUUACUCAGCUUGAUUUUAUGAUCAAACUUGCAUUUAACGCAAGAACUGCAAUAAUCUGUGCAGAUGCCUUGUAGCAUUUAAGCACUCCAACUUACAGUAUAACUGGAUUUUAUAAGAGCAGUAUUGUCAGUAUUUAACUGCAGAAGUGCUGUAGGUGGGAAGAGACAGCCAACUUAAACAUAUGGAGUUUAGGGGCUGCUGCAUAAUAGUUGACCAAACCGAUAGUCAAUGAGAAGAGUCUUAAGUCGACCAAGUUUUUAUUGGUUGGUUAGUCGCGGGAAAAAAAUAAAAAAGCUGCUGCAGCUCCCUCCAACCUUGUCACAACUUCUCCUCCCUUAUUCUGUCCAUGCAGAUAGGCAUCAGCGCUGUAAACCCCUUUCACUGCAGAAAACAUGCAGUUUGAUUGUGAGUUUGGUUGAAUCUCAGUUUGGUACCAUCUCAGAAUGGCCACCAGGUGAAGCUUCAGCAGCUCCGCACUCCGCUUAUCCCAUUUUUCAGCCAAGUCUGUUAGAAGUUCAUCAGUUGUGUGUUGUUAUACAGUGUUGAAAUAAAUUAACAAUGAUCAGUAUUCUCGGUGGUUGUUCCGAAACAUUCAGAAUUAUUACCGCUUUUGCCGUUAGCAUUGUCGUUAACAGGCGGCUCGCUUUGUGCGUGCACUUGUAAAAUUUAUAUUGUAAAGGCUCAUUAUUACAGUUUUGUAUUUCUCUGUAAUGUGGCACAGUGUUAAUAAUGUUACUCAUAACAUCUUUUUCAGCCGUGGAGCUCAAACCAUUUUCUGAUUCCUCCCCGAAAUAUAUUUAAAUAAUUAAAUUAAUAUCAUAAACGUGCAAACGUGGCUUGAACUAACGAAUAAUAGUCGCUUAGGAAAAUCUUCGGUAGGGGGCAGCACUAGUGGAGUUGUUCCAGUUCUUCAGCUCGUACAUCAGCAGCUUAAUGACCAUCGUCUCAUCCUGCCUGAACUGCUCCAGCAGGUCCACUGUCAACAUCCCAAACUCUUUUGAGUAUUCUUUGAGCUCCUCUGAUGUGUUGUCCACCACAACACUCUUCUUGGCGUCGUAGCCCAUAGAUGGGCAGAGCUUACAGGCCACCAGAGCUUACAGGCCACCAGAGCUUACAGGCCACCAGAGCUUUUGCCACGUUUUCCUCGCUGUGCUGCCUCUUCAUCAGCACCAGCAGCUUGUUACGAAGGGUAGGGAGACCGCUGUGUCUCUGGGUCGUCUACAGGGGUCUCCUUAGAUUUCUGGAGGGUUAGGUUCUGUGAUGACAGUGGAGUGGCUCGUUUGGUCAGGGGGUUUGGGAGGAUUCCCCUCAAGAAAAUGUGAUGUUAUUUGACUAAAAACUAUGCAUUUUCACAUCAUUUUAGACCAUUAUCAUUACAAUAUUUAUUAAAAAAAACUACACAGGUUGUAGUUUUUCAUAUCUUUAACAAGAUAUUUUAUUGAAAUAAAUGUGCACAAAUGUCACAGACUAGAAUUAGCAGAUGUCACAGCCUUCUUUGGAGCAUUUAACUUUCCUAUUGAUGUUCCUGUAAAAUAUUCGGACCAGUUAUUUAUAGUCUAAGGUGUCAGGCUGAGAUCCAUCAAUUGCCACCCGGCAGCAGAUGUUGAGAUGACCAUCCUUUAGGGGGUUUCUCAGUGGAGUCUUGACAUUGACUAUGAUAUUAUUAUAUAUAUCAUAUACUUAUUUUUGUAGUUUCCUUCUUUAGCUAUUCUGUAAUUCCCAAUUCCUUACUAACUUGAGAGCAGAACAACCUCUCAAGGGGCUAUGAGGGCGAUAGCUGCUGCCAGACAAAGUUGGGGAUCAGUUGACACCAGCAACACCAAGGUCUCCAGGAGAGUCUUUGACUGAAGACCUUAAAGUCCCCCAGUAUGCCCACGUCAGGAAAGCGACUCUCCACAUUCUCUACAAGCAUGUCCAGGAAUGGGACAGAAUGAAGCAAUGAGCCAAGAGUCAUCAGCUCAAUCAAUCUAUCAAGUCUGUUUAGAGCUUGAGCAACAUACAUCACAGGAGAAUCUGUCCCAGACACCGUCUGCUAAGUGUAAAAGCUGUAGGCUGAAUUCAUCUUAAAGCCAGCUCUCCUUCACCUGAGCCUCUGUUCUUCGGUUUCUCAAUGAGAUCAGUGCAGUCACCUGAAAUACAUGUCAUGAAUAAGUACUCAAUCUUAUUUGUAAUGUGUUAUAGCGCUGUACUGCUCAAGAUGUUCCAUUGAUGUUCCUCACCUCCUGCUCAACAGGAAGAACAGGUUCCUCCUCUGAAAAACUUGAAACAGCCUUUGCAGUUUAUCACUUGCAUGAAGCAGAGGGUUGGUGGCUCAUAGGUCUCUAACCAGGUGGAGUAGAGUUCAAUUGUUGGGAGGUUGUUUCAUGUUGUAAAGCUACUCAAGCCGACUGUAAGGAAACGGUACAUGUGUCCAAAGUCCACCCUCCAAAGAGCUCCAGACAGGAGAAUAUUUCAUGGGGGUUGUGACGCUGGUAAAAAAAAUGAUUCACUGUUUUACAGCCGCUCCUUUUCCCAUGAUUGUGUGCAGGAAAAAUGCUCUUUGGGCCAGUUUGUGUCAUGUGACGGACCUGGAAGUUGUGAUUACACGGUUCGGCGACUCUGUCAAAUGUCAGUAUUCACGAGAGUUGGCUGCAGGCCACAGCGAGCCGUCUCACCAGGGAGGCGAUGAUCCCUUGUGACAAAAACUGGAAUCCAACUCCAAAAUCAGAUUUUACACCCCAUUAAAUAAAGAAGGCUCUCAUUUACAAAUUUACACAUGAAAACCAUACAUAAUACACAAAAUGAAAUCACAUAAUGACCUUGUGUACACAUUGCGCUGUGUUUUUAUGCAUCAUUUAUAUAAGGCCUCAAAUAUAAACAUUGUGUUAAAUUGCACUGCAGAAGAAAAACAGCACAUUAUUUAAAUACAGUGUAAAAUCAUGAAGCUACAUCUCAAGUAAAAUUUAAAUAUUCCUGAGAUUGUUAUAAGAAAGAAGACUGUUGAGAAGUCAGAAAUAACUGCAUCAGGAAAAAGCUUCAGUCUGGUUUCUAAACUGGUUUAGACAGAUUUAAUAAACCUGAAGUGCAAAGUGUGAUUUACAUUUAUUUUUUUAAACGCUAACGGAUGGUUGCUGCGUCUGCUUUUACAGCUUGCCUUCACACUUAACACUGGCUGAUGCCCCCUGAGAGGCAGCUGCAGCGUGACUGGGUGUAUUUUUAAUAGUAGUGGCACUUUAUCUUCAUUUACACUCAGCCUGCGAGGUGGAAUAAAUUAAUGUAAAAUGACAAAAACACUAUAAAUGAGGCUGAAACAAAAUGAGUGUAUGUCAAUGAGUGUAAAAAGCAGCUUCUCCCGUUUUACAUACGCACAGAUAACGAUGAAAUAAAGACACUUAUUUCAAAUCAUACUCUAAACUGCUACGAUGAUAUCUGGGGUCAAAGGGAUCUGGACAAUUUACGCAUGAAGAAUUUAAAAUAGUGAAGCAUUUAAAGGGAAAUGUAGUCAAACAAAGGCAACCUGUUGGAAGUGCAGCAUCAUUGUAGAUGUGGGCAGAAAUGUCAGCUCAUUAUUUAAGUCAGUGUUGAUCACCAUCUCUCAUGUGUUUCCCUCCCCGAGUCUCCUAUGAGCCCGAUUAAAGUGGAUAUUUAAAACAUAUAAUGGAUGGAUAAGUGCUUUAUUAAAUGAGCUGGAUUUUAUGUCUCCGUAAUAAUAAAAUAUCUGUAAUGUA